AUGGCCAGGUUCCUUUCGCGGGGCUCCAAGCAGACACCCCAGCCCGGCACGUUGACAUCCAGCCACGGUCCAGAAUCGCCACCAUCAAUGACACCCGUAACCGACCACCCGCUCUCCGAGAAGCCGCCGUCGUCCGCGACUGGCACCGACCCUGAAGCAUCCGAUAAGCCUACGGAGAACGGGAGCCACGGGGCGACCGGGGACGCCAGUGCAUUGGCUACGGAGCAAGGGGAUGCAGAAGAAGAAGAGUACAUGACUGGCGUCAAGUUAAAUCUCGUCCUCGCCGGCUUGACGCUCGUGGUGUUUCUCAUGCUCCUCGACGGUUCCAUCAUCACAACGGCUGUUCCCGAGAUCACAACAGCCUUCAACUCGCUGUCCGACGUGGGCUGGUACGGCGCUGCCUACAGUUUGUGCGGUGCCGCUCUUCAGCCCUUUGCAGGGAAGCUGUACACAUACCUCAGCUCCAAGCAGACGUUCCUGGCAUUUCUGUUCCUGUUCGAGCUGGGUUCGCUGAUCUGCGGCGUCGCGAAGUCCUCUGAUAUGUUCAUCGUCGGGCGCGCCGUUGCGGGCAUGGGGACGGCCGGCCUGUUCAACGGCGCCCUGACGAUCAUAGGCACGACGGUGCCGCUGCAGAAGAGGCCGCUCAUCAUAGGGAUUGUCGUUGGGAUCUCGAAUAUGGGACUCGUGGUCGGGCCACUCAUCGGAGGGGCCUUUACGCAAUACGUAAACUGGAGAUGGUGCUUUUACAUCAACCUCCCGAUCGGCGGCGUGGUCGCAGUCCUCCUGCUGCUCAUCCAAAUUCCCUCCAAGAUCGCAAACCCCCUCCCCCUUCUUCAAAUACCCGCCCACCUUGACCUCCCAGGCUUUGUGCUCUUCGCCCCGGCCGCCGUCAUGUUCCUGCUGGCUCUCCAGUUCGGCGGCAACGACUACUCGUGGGACUCAUCGGUCGUCAUCGGCUUGUUCGUCGGCGCGGGCGUCACGACCGUGCUCUUCUUCUACUGGGAACACAGGCUGGGCGACGACGAGGCCAUGAUGCCCCUAGACCUGUUCAAGAACAGAAUCAUCUGGACCAGCUGCGUCACCGGGGCCGCGAGCUACAGUAUGACCAUGGUCUCGAGCUAUUACCUGCCGUUGUACUUCCAGAGUGUCAAGGGGGCCACGCCGUUCGAGGGUGGAAGGGACUUUCUGCCGACCAUACUGAGCCAGCUGAUUUUCGCCGUGCUCUCCGGCGCCUUGGUCGGGAGAAUGGGGUAUUACAUCCCUUGGGUAGUCUUCGGCUCUAUUGUAGCGACGAUCGGAAACGGGCUCAUUUCGACGUGGACUCCGCAUACGAGCUCGGCCGCCUGGAUAGGCCACCAAGUCCUUCUAGGCGCGGGCCGCGGGUCCAACAUGCAGAUGCACAUCAUCGCCGUCCAGGCAAACUCUGCGCCGUCCCGUCUCCCCGUGGUCAUGGCGACCGUCAUCUUCCUGCAAACCUUUGGAGGCGCCAUCUUCCUGACAGUGGCUUCGGUCAUCUUCAGCGAGGGGCUCGGCACCAACUUGGCAAGGUACGCCCCGUCCGUGGAUGCCAGGACCAUUCUGGCCGCCGGCGGAACGGGAUUCAGAACGGUCGUGCCGCAGGCGGACCUCCCCGGAGUUCUCAUGGCGUACUCCAGGAGCAUCGGCGAGGUGUUCUAUCUCCUGGUCGCCUUGAGCGGUGUGAUCUUUGUGCUGGCGUGGGGUAUGGGCUGGGUUGAUAUCCGGAAGAAGGAUGACAAGAAGAAGAACAAUAAGGGCGAGGUUUAG
Colletotrichum graminicola M1.001 is the source of this 1785-nucleotide messenger RNA. RefSeq names its product major facilitator superfamily transporter. The record is from RefSeq and is a predicted model, not a curated record. Gene Ontology annotation, molecular function: transmembrane transporter activity. The coding region runs from base 1 to 1785 and encodes 594 amino acids. Lineage: Eukaryota; Fungi; Ascomycota; Sordariomycetes; Glomerellales; Glomerellaceae. The transcript is spliced from 6 exons. Gene Ontology annotation, biological process: transmembrane transport.